AUGGCUUGGGCACGAGGGCUGGGCCUGCUGCUGGUGCUGCUGCCCGUGGUCGGUGCCUCCAAGCCGGGCAUCGUGGUCAGACUCAACAAGGAAGUGCUGAGCUACGUGGCUGAAGUCGGGAAAGUCCCUCUCCAGCAGGCCCUGCAGGUCCCUAUCCCACAUUUCCUGGACCGGAGUGGACAGGUGAUCCAGCCUACCAGGAUUCAGAUUCUGAAUGUCCAUAUGCCAUAUCUCCAGCUGAAAUUUAUUGCCGGUUUUGGAAUACGCUUAUCGGCAGCCACCAAUUUUACUUUCAAGAUCUUUCGUGUCCCAGAGCCCCUGCACCUGAUGCUGCCCGUGACGCUGCUGGCUGACACCCUCGUGGCCCAGGGCUCCAUCGGGACCCCCGUGGUCAGCAUCUCUGCCUGCUACUCACUCUUCAACAAGGCCGUCGUGUUUGAUGGUUAUAACAGCACAGCCCCUGCGCUGCUGGCCCCUCUGCAGAAGCACAUCAAAGCUGUCCUGCAGAACAAGCUGUGCCUGAGAAUCUCCAACCUGGUGCAGGGCCUCAAUGUUCACCUGGGCACUUUAAUCGGCCUCAGCCCUGUGGGUCCAGAGUCCCAGGUUCGCUACACCAUGAUCAACGCGCCCAACGUCACUAAAGACUACAUUUCCUUUGAUAUCAACGCUGUCCUCUUCCUGCUGGGCAAGCCCAUCAUCCUGCCUAUGGAUGCCACCCCCUUCGUGCUGCCGUCGCACGUGGGCACCAGCGGUGUCAUGGCAACCGUGGGCCUCUCCCAGGACCUCUUUGACUCUGCCAUCCUGCUGCUGCAAAAGGCUGGUGCACUCAACAUGGACAUCACAGGGCAGCUGAAGUUGAGUAACAACCCGCUGAACACCUCCACGCUGGGCCAGGUCAUCCCUGAGGUGGCCCGCCAGUUCCCCGAGCCCAGGCCCUUGGCACUCAAGGUGCGGCUGGAUGCCAUACCCGUGGUCACACUCCAUACCAACAAUGCCACGUUGAGGAUACAGCCCUUCGUGGAGGUCCUGGCCCCAGACUCCGACUCGGCUUUCCAGUCCCUCUUCUCCCUCGAUGUGGUAGUGAACCUGAGCCUCCAGCUCUACGUGUCUGAGGUGAGACUUCAGGGGACCACGUCUGUGUUGGGGAAUGUCCAGGUCACUGUGGCCUCCUCUAAUGUGGGCUUCAUUGAAAUGGAGCAAGUGCAGUCACUCAUGGGUAACGUGUUUCAGAGGCCCCUGCUGGACCACCUCAAUGCUCUCCUGAGCAUAGGGGUUGCCCUCCCCAGUGUGACCAAUCUCCGCUACAUUGCCCCUGAGGUCUUUGUCUACGAGGGCUACAUUGUGGUGUCCGGCGGACUCUUGUACCAGCGCUGA
Molecule: messenger RNA, 1374 nt
Organism: Camelus dromedarius (Arabian camel)
Lineage: Eukaryota; Metazoa; Chordata; Mammalia; Artiodactyla; Camelidae
Gene: BPIFB2
Product: BPI fold containing family B member 2
Exons: 15
Coding region: 1-1374 (457 amino acids)
Molecular function (GO): lipid binding
Source: RefSeq, a predicted model, not a curated record